AAAUACGGAAUUCAUCUUUGUUUUUUGGUUUUCUUCAACGGUAGCUAAAUAACUAUAAAAACUUCAGAGAGAAGUAUAAGCGUAAUGGGGGAGGGGAGGGAUGAUAAUUUGAUGAUUUGAUUGUCACACCUCUCCCAUAAUGCUCCGCCGGUGUAUUCAAAAUGGCUAACAUCUUUCGCGUACUUGUUCAAAUUUUUGAGGGGCAUUUUUGUUUGUUUGACCGUACUUUUACAUCCAAAAGAUAUAAAUGAGUUCCAUUGCAACCUCAGUUCUAGAAAUUGAAAAGAAGUUUCAAAUACCUGUGCGCUUUGAAGAAACUUUACUAAGUAAUGGCGGGAAAUUGACAGAAAGACGGGAAUUUCAAGAUGUUUACUAUGAUUUACCAGAUAAUUCACUCACUCUUAAAGGCUUGUGGUUGAGAAAAAGAAACACCAAAUGGGAACUUAAGCAUUUGAACGCAAGAUGUGAUCCCACCAUCAGCAUAACUGACAAAUAUCAUGAAACGUCAGAUGAGACAAAAAUAAUGACUGAGCUGUCAAAACAUGUUCCCAUGGCAACAUCAUUAGAUGAACUUGUGUCUAAGCACUGUCGUGAAUUUGCAUCAUUUACAACUCAACGCACAAGCUAUCAACUUCCUAAUGAUGUGCGAGUGGACUUGGAUGUCGCAAGUUUUGGUUACAGUGUGGGAGAAAUUGAAAUUGUCAUUGAUGAUGAAACUGGUGUGUCGGAAGCCGAACAACGCCUAGAGGGACUAGCUGAAAAACUUGGUAUCAAUUGGCAGAAAAAGUUCCCUGGGAAAGUCGAAGAGUUUCUUAGACUCAAUGACCCAGUACAUCUAGAGAAACUCAUGGAAAAGCAUUUGUUAUAACAGACUAACAUGCUAGCAGUAGCCCAACCAGAUGUUACUGUUAUGCCCAUAUGCUGGGAGUCAUGGAAGUGCUCCCAGUGCGUUCUGUGUCAAAGCUAAAGGCCUGGCAAAGUGGCUAAACACAAAAACAUUUUCAUAAAACAUGAGCCCAUGCACUUUUUCCUCUUUCCGAUUACACGAGAGAUCAAAGUGGCAACAUGGGAAUUUCAAGUGGUGAUUGGAUAAAAUAAUGAAGCACACACAAUAUUUUGAUGAAAAUGUUUUGAUCUCAUUCAAACAUCUGUACAUGUUGUGGAAGCCUAUUGAGUGCCAUGUUUUGUGGGUGGCUAAACAUACAAACUUUAGUGUCAAAUGCAUGUUUGAAUGUUUAGCCAGGCCUUAAUAAAGCUGUGAAGGGGACUACCAGACCACCAUUAAAAUGUGAUAAAUCAACCUGACCCCAAAAUAUACCACAUGAGCUGUGUCACUCGCACUUGAUAACAAAA
Molecule: messenger RNA, 1353 nt
Organism: Nematostella vectensis (starlet sea anemone)
Lineage: Eukaryota; Metazoa; Cnidaria; Anthozoa; Actiniaria; Edwardsiidae
Product: thiamine-triphosphatase
Exons: 2
Coding region: 248-868 (206 amino acids)
Biological process (GO): thiamine diphosphate metabolic process; thiamine metabolic process; dephosphorylation
Molecular function (GO): magnesium ion binding; thiamine triphosphate phosphatase activity
Source: RefSeq, a predicted model, not a curated record